Messenger RNA from Penicillium macrosclerotiorum, 1161 nucleotides. RefSeq lists its product as uncharacterized. NCBI's taxonomy places the organism in Eukaryota, Fungi, Ascomycota, Eurotiomycetes, Eurotiales, Aspergillaceae. The transcript is spliced from 2 exons. Gene Ontology annotation, biological process: methionyl-tRNA aminoacylation. Gene Ontology annotation, molecular function: methionine-tRNA ligase activity; ATP binding. The coding region runs from base 1 to 1161 and encodes 386 amino acids. Gene Ontology annotation, cellular component: aminoacyl-tRNA synthetase multienzyme complex; cytosol. The record is from RefSeq and is a predicted model, not a curated record.
AUGAGAGAUACCAAACAUACCUUUCUCAAACUAGACAAGCUACAGUCGGAAAUUGAAACUUGGUUCCAACAGAGCUCGGCACACGGUGAAUGGUCUAGCAACGGCAAAGAAAUCACCGCGGCCUGGUUGAAGGAGGGAUUAAAGCCACGCAGUAUCACCAGAAAUAUUAAGUGGGGGACACCUGUUCCUUUACCAGGUUAUGAAGACAAAGUAAUUUAUGCCUGGUUUGAUGCGUGCAUUGGUUACAUAUCCAUCACUGCAAAUUAUACCAAUGAUUGGAAGAAAUGGUGGCAGAAUCCUGACAAUGUCCAGCUCUAUCAGUUUCUAGGAAAAGAUAAUGUUGCCUACCAUACGGUUAUCUUUCCAGGCAGCCCGAUUGGCACUCGAGAUACUUGGACUACACUCCAUCAUCUUUCUACGACUGAGUAUCUUACCUACGAAGGCGGCAAGUUCUCUAAAUCCCGGGGAAUUGGUGUGUUUGGAGAUUCUGCACAGAAAACUGGCGUUCAUUCAGACGUCUGGCGCUAUUAUCUUAUCUCUCAUCGCCCUGAGGCCGGUGACACUGAGUUCAACUGGGACUCAUUCAUCAGUGCCAACAAUAAUAUUCUUUUGAAGAAUCUAGGCAAUUUUGUCAGUCGUGUUAUCAAAUUUGUUAAUUCAAAGAACUUCAACAACAUCGUGCCGGAUUACACACAAUACCAUGAAACUUACUUGGUGAUUAUAAUCGCAAUCUUGAAGCCGUUAAAAUCCAUGCUGCGACUUUCCACCGUUCUGUCUAUUUCUCAGCAAGGCAAUUUGUUCCUUCAGUCCAACGGUCUUGACAACAAAUUCGCGGUAAACGAACCCUUGAAGUGCGGGGCCGUUAUUGGGCUUGCGGUGAACUUAAUUCAUCUGCUGGCUUCCCUUAUUUCUCCAUUCAUGCCUGACACUGCAAAGACGAUGAACGAGCAGCUCCGCUCGGAACCUCUACAAAUCCCCGACUUCUGGAAAGGAGACUCCAUCAAAACUGGCCAUGAGAUUGGCAAGGUGGCUUUCCUGUUCAGCAACUUGAAGGCGGAGAAAGGGUCGGGGUGGCGGGGCUUGUUAAGCAAGAGGAUGCCGCAAGAAAAGCGGCAAAGAAAGCAUCAAAGAGUGCCAAAGCAGCAGCAAAGAAGGAAUUGA